Molecule: messenger RNA, 864 nt
Organism: Trichechus manatus latirostris (Florida manatee)
Lineage: Eukaryota; Metazoa; Chordata; Mammalia; Sirenia; Trichechidae
Gene: TRPT1
Product: tRNA phosphotransferase 1
Exons: 8
Coding region: 20-781 (253 amino acids)
Biological process (GO): tRNA splicing, via endonucleolytic cleavage and ligation
Molecular function (GO): tRNA 2'-phosphotransferase activity
Source: RefSeq, a predicted model, not a curated record
GGCGAGAGUGGUCUUGGCCAUGAACUCCUCCAGAAGAAGGAGGCAGGAAGCAGUAGGGCCCAGGGCUAGAAGGGCUCACAGACCCCGAGAGCAGGACCGAGACGUGCAACUGUCCAAGGCUCUGUCCUACGCCCUGCGCCACGGGGCCCUGAAACUGGGGCUUCCACUGGGGACAGACGGCUUCGUGCCCCUGCGCGCCCUCCUGCAGCUGCCCCAGUUCCGCAGUUUCUCAGCUGAAGACGUGCAGCGUGUGGUGGACACCAAUGGGAAGCAGCGGUUUGCUCUGCAGCCUGGGGACCCCAGGACUGGCCCUCUCAUCCGGGCCAAUCAGGGCCAUUCCCUGCAGGUCCCUGAGUUGGAGCUGAUGCCUCUGGAGACACCGCAGGCCCUGCCCCCUGUGCUGGUCCAUGGAACAUUCUGGCAGCACUGGCCAUCCAUCCUGCUCAGGGGCCUGUCUUGCCGAGGAAGGACGCACAUUCACCUCGCCCCAGGACUGCCUGGGGACCCUGAUGUCACCAGUGGCAUGCGGCCCAAUUGCGAAGUGGCCGUGUUCAUCAAUGGACCCCUGGCCUUGGCAGAUGGAAUCCCCUUCUUCCGCUCCGCCAAUGGGGUAAUUCUGACUCCAGGGAAUGCUGAUGGCAUCCUGCUUCCCAAGUACUUCAAGGAGGCCUUGCAGCUCCGCCCUACCCGAAAGCCCCUCUCCUUGUCUGGUGAUGAAGAGGGAGAGUGUCAGAGUGGCCCCGAGCACAACCUCAGAGAAGGACGGAUGGUCCAGCAAUAAAACAUUUAUUUAUAAAAUAAAAAAAAUAAUAAUAAAAAGCCAAAAAGACACUCCAGUUUGAAAACAUGGGCCAUCAUCUUGUA